Pseudonaja textilis is the source of this 1789-nucleotide messenger RNA. RefSeq names its product vesicle associated membrane protein 4 (gene VAMP4). NCBI's taxonomy places the organism in Eukaryota, Metazoa, Chordata, Lepidosauria, Squamata, Elapidae. Gene Ontology annotation, biological process: Golgi ribbon formation; SNARE complex assembly; vesicle-mediated transport. The record is from RefSeq and is a predicted model, not a curated record. Gene Ontology annotation, cellular component: trans-Golgi network; SNARE complex; membrane.
GAGCAACAGCUGACGACGACAACUCCUCCUCUUCCUCGGACCGGCCAUUUCCGCACCGGCCUGAAAGGGAAACAGGAUAAAAAGAUAGCACUGUUAUGAAAACAUGCCUCCAAAAUUCAAGCGUCACCUCAAUGAUGAUGAUGUUACUGGGUCAAUCAAAAGUGAGAGGAGAAACCUCCUAGAGGAAGAUUCAGAUGAAGAAGAGGACUUUUUCUUGAGAGGACCAUCAGGUCCAAGGUUUGGACCCAAGAAUGACAAGAUCAGACAAGUUCAAAACCAGGUUGAUGAAGUUAUUGAUGUCAUGCAAGAAAAUAUCACCAAGGUGAUAGAAAGAGGAGAGCGGCUGGAUGAUUUGCAAGAUAAGUCAGAAAGCUUAUCAGAUAAUGCAACAGCUUUUAGUAACAGAUCCAAACAGCUCAGAAGACAAAUGUGGUGGAGAGGCUGCAAGGUGAAGGCAAUUGUGGCUUUGGUUGCUGUUGUGGUCCUGCUAAUCAUUAUUGUUCCCAUCAUCCUCAAACACCGCACUUGAUUUGAAGAUGAACAUCCUUGUGGACACCACUUCAGGAUAACAGCAAAGCUAGCAGCUGUAUGAUUUCAGUGGAAUGUAUUGUGUAUAUAGCUUUGAAGUGAUUCCUGAACUUCCAGGGAGACACACGCACAGUUCCACCAAGAGCAUUCAGAGGGCCUGGCAAACAUACAACUUUCAGUCAUGAAUUAACUAUACUGUCAAUAUUGGAUCCAAAACCUCAUUGUUGCUCUUACAAAGGAACCUAUAUGGAAUCAGAUACUUGUCAGUAUUUCAUUUGUUUUUUUAAAUAAUGUAUAUAUAAGUGAGUAUAUGUGUGUGUGUGUAUGUAUAUAUAUAUAUAUAUAUAUAUAUAUAUAUACGUAGGGAAUUGAUAAUGUUAUUUAUAAUUUAAAUAGUUUCCUACAGCUAUUGAUAAAGUAAUGGAGGAAAGAAUUAUGGAGGGAACAAGGAAGUGUAUAGUCUAUCACUGUUUAACAAAACAUUUUUCUUCAACUGAAUAAUUACAAAUAUGACUUUCCUGUGAGGGGAAAUGUCCCAAAAUAUGGGGUUGCAAGCUACCAUUCUGUAUUUAAGGGAUUCUGAAAUUCUGUGUUGCUAUUAUUGCUCAUUUUUGUUCUAUAAAAGCAUUCCAGUAAAAAAGAAAAUAUUUUUGACCGCAAAUAUGUAGCUCUUAGUAAAUUAUUGAAAUAAAGAAGCUGCUGAUUCAGCUAAGACAACUUAAAUUUCGCAGACUUUGAAACUAUAACACAAAAAAGAAUGCAACUGCAGGCAAAACAAUAUGAUUUCUGCUGCAACAUUAACAGCAGACAGGUUCCUUUGUGUUAUGUUCAGCCUGUCCACAUUUUUAACUGACAAAAAUGCAGCAUUUCUUUUUUAUCUUUGAAACCUAGAGUUGGCCUGAGUCUUUAUCUAGGCCAGGGUGUUUAGAUCUGUGCCACGGGGCCAGCCCAUGGUGCCUCGGCCAACCAAAACUGUGUGGGAGGGCCUCACACAGCCCCCACAUGCCCUAUUUUUGGCCUGGAUGGCUUCCUGCAGCACUCUGCCAGCCAAAACAGGGUGUGGGGGACUGUGCACAGCCCCCUCCGGCACCCUGUUUUGGCUGGCAGACUGCUGCAGGAGGCAGCACCACCUUGUCUUUAGCAUCCUCUGCCAAUUUAGAACUAGGUACCCUCCAAGAUCUGAAUGGCUAUUGUUCAGAAGAGCCAAAAACAUCUGGCUCUUCACCCAGGUCUUUGAUGAGAGUGAGCCCCCUAAUAUCAC